This is a messenger RNA of Penicillium atrosanguineum, 2022 nucleotides long. RefSeq lists its product as uncharacterized. Lineage: Eukaryota; Fungi; Ascomycota; Eurotiomycetes; Eurotiales; Aspergillaceae. The record is from RefSeq and is a predicted model, not a curated record. Gene Ontology annotation, molecular function: catalytic activity. The transcript is spliced from 2 exons. Bases 1 to 2022 code for a protein of 673 amino acids.
AUGCUUUGGGUCAACAGGGAUGUGGAAGCGGAGCAAGUGCGGAUCGAGUCGCCGGAUCUGACAGCGGCCGUCAUUCGGCUCCCCGAGCGACUGAUUUUUAUGGCAUCAGUUUACGUAGAAGGCGGGGAUGUCUCGGCGUUGAACGACACAUGCGAUCACUUGAGAAAAGCCAUCACAAAGGUACGACGAGAUACAGGGACGGUGGUGGAGGUCGUGAUUGUGGGAGACUUUAACCGCCAUGAUCAACUUUGGGGAGGAGACGAUGUGUCCUUGGGUAGGCAAGGCGAAGCGGAUCCAAUCAUCGACUUCAUGAAUGAAUUUGCACUCAGCAGCCUGCUCAAACGAGGCACCAAGACAUGGCACGGUGGAGGACACUCUGGGGACUGCGAGUCCACUAUCGACCUCGUUCUCGCCUCGGACAAGUUGACAGACUCGAUGCUGAAGUGCGGAGUACAUGGAACGGAGCACGGCUCGAACCACCGCACCAUUGAGACCGUUUUUGGUGCUCCGUGGCCGGCUCCAAGGCAGCUAGAGCGACUGCUGCUGAAAAAUGCGCCAUGGAAAGAGAUUAGUGCCAGAAUUGCGAGAAAUCUAGCUACCACUCCGUGGGAAGGCUCAGUGCAGCAAAAGACCGAUCGACUCAUGUCCGCGGUGUCGGAGGCGCUGCAUGCCUUGACGCCACGGGCCAAACCGUCACCACACGCGAAGCGAUGGUGGACGGAGGACCUCACACAACUCCGUCAGAUAUACACGUAUUGGAGAAACCAUGCCCGCUCGGAGCGACGGGCAGGGCGAAAGGUACCGCAGCUGGAGAGCACGGCCGCAAGCGCGGCUAAGCAAUACCAUGACGCAAUUCGGAAACAAAAGAUGAAGCACUGGAAUGAGUUCCUGGCGGACAACGAUAACAUUUGGAAAGCUGCCAAAUACCUGAAGUCGGGAAAGGUCCCACAGCUCCUCAGAGCAGACGGAACUGUUACCACCGACCAUGAGGAGCAAGCAGAAGAACUACUGACCAAAUUCUUCCCGCCCUUGCCGGACAACAUUGCCGAUGAAGGAACUAGACCACAAAUAGCCCCGGUAGAGAUGCCGGUCAUCACCCUGGAAGAAGUCGAACGGCAGCUAAUGGUCGCAAAGUCUUGGAAAGCGCCAGGCGAGGACGGUCUACCGGCGAUUGUGUGGAAGAUGACGUGGCCCACAGUCAAGCAUCGCGUCCUUGACCUAUUUCAGGCAUCGCUAGAAGAAGGCACGUUGCCAAGACAGUGGAGACAUGCGAAGAUUAUACCAUUGAGAAAGCUCAAUAAAGAAAACUACGCCAUGGCCAAAGCAUGGAGGCCGAUCUCACUCCUGGCGACACUAGAGACACACGGUUUGCUUCCGGCCAGUCGUUUCGGAGCCCGAAAGCAGCGGUCAGCGGAGCAGGCACUGGUGCUUUUGCAAGAGCAAAUCUACACGGCGUGGCGUGGCCGACGGGUGAUGAGUUUGAUCAGCUUCGAUGUCAAAGGAGCCUACAAUGGGGUCUGCAAAGAACGGUUGCUUCAGAGGUUGAAGGCGCGAGGGAUACCGGAGGUGCUGCUCCGGUGGAUCGAGGCAUUCUGCUCAGAACGAACGGCGACGAUCCAAAUCAACGGGCAAGUGUCGGAGGUCCAGAGCCUUCCACAGGCUGGCCUACCUCAGGGCUCACCCUUGUCCCCGAUCCUAUUCCUCUUCUUCGACGCAGACCUCGUGCAAAGACAAAUCGACUGCCAGGGAGGAGCAAUUGCCUUUGUGGAUGAUUUCACCGCAUGGGUAAUCGGGCCAACCGUGCAGAGUAACAGGAAAGCACUUUUCUUACAGUAUAAUAAUAAUAAUGCCCCAGCGAUGGGCAGACACCUCUACGUGGUGCUGGGGACGAGUACCCAAGCGAUGGUCGUCCUUCGCAUGGGGAAGCCAAGAUCUGCUCGGGAAGACGGGAAGAAUGGUGCUCAGCGGGGCCAGAGCCAUCGCGGGGUAUCGCACAAACCACCAACGUCGACGACGAUAUAG